Molecule: messenger RNA, 1008 nt
Organism: Sesamum indicum (sesame)
Lineage: Eukaryota; Viridiplantae; Streptophyta; Magnoliopsida; Lamiales; Pedaliaceae
Source: RefSeq, a predicted model, not a curated record
AUGAUGCACUUGGUCUUCCUCCAAAUUAUUGAGCAAAAUAGACGCUUCCAAUUUCAUUGGAAAUGUGAAGCCUCCAAUAUCUUCCAACUGGAUUUUGCCGAUGAUGUUAUCUUAUUCAGUCGAGCAGCGGUGGACUCUAUACGUGUAUUCAAGGACGGACUGGAUCGCUUUGGUGAUUGGUCGGGGCUUCAGUUAAAUGCCCAAAAAGGUCAUCUCAUAUUGUCCCGAGCGGCUCAAGGAAUGAAAGAGGAGCUGUUGACGAUGCUUGAGUUACAGGAGGGACAACUGCCGAUGAGGUAUUUAGGACUCUCCUUAAUAUCAUCUAGACUCCCGAUACCUGAUUGCCUACCCUUGCUGAAUAAAAUUGAGUCUCGUAUUGCUGGAUGGGAGGGGUUGGCUUUAUCAUAUGCUGGACGAGUGCAAAUUAUUAAAUUUGUGCUUUCGUCCCUUAGUAUUUAUUGGUCUUCGACUUUCAUUCUCCUAAAAAGGGUCAUUAAUGAAAUUGAAAAACGCUUACGGAAGUUCCUAUGGAAAGGCACGAGGAGUAGUGGGUAUGCUAAAGUUGCUUGGAGGGAGUUGUGUAAACCGAAAGAUGAGGGGGGUCAAGGAUUGAAAGACAUUGGGACGAUAAAUCGGGCCCUCAUGUGUAAAAAAUUGUGCGAUGUUAUUCGUUGUGACAGGACAUCCAUUUCGGUGGAAUGGUUACACCAAGGACGACUUCGGGACUCCUCUAUUUGGACUAUAUCUGAAAAUAGAGGCUCAUGGUGUUGGAAGAAACUUAUACGGUUAAGGGCAUGGUUGCGACCGGAGGUUGUUUACCACAUCGGAUUGCAGGAAUCCAGCAGGUUGUGGGCUGUCAUUCACGAGGGUCAGUGGCAAUGGCCUUCUAUCACUGACUUCAAAUGUUUGGAGAUCUUGCAAGUACUACCUGUUAUUCACGGAGGAAAAGCUUGCUACGACGGACAAGCAAUGGUUAUCACAUUUAGGAGGAUGCGUCCUAUGUACUGA